UCGAAGUUUACUAAUUGUUCUCACAAAAUAUUGUACUCGCUGAUGCUUUCGCAUUGGAUUCGCCACUCUGCUAGAGGGACCGGUGGCAGAUAGAGAUAAAGCUAUUUCACUGAGCUCAACUUGGUUCUCAAUUACUAGCAAGAUUACUUGUCAUUAGCAAACAUGGAGACUCAGAUGAUGGAUUGUUCUGAAAAUCCCAUCAUUAUUUCUGACAUGGGUGCAAAGGGUCUACUUAGCCAUUAUCAGUUUGAAGACGGGUCAUCUCAGUUUAUUUUUCUGGACAUUGAUAAAGAAACUGGAGGCAUCAGUAUCAACAAUCCCCUGAGUCUCACCACCGGCAGUUAUGUACAAAUCAUCUCUUCAUCUGAGGGCUUGCUUUUAUUGUCUAGUACUGGGGAGAAUCAUCUCAACUAUGUUGUGUUCAAUCCCUUGACUAAGCAGUCUGUGACUCUUCCACAGCAUUGUAUCGCCAGGCUGAUUAUCAGGUCAGGUCUCGCUUUUGAUGGGAAGCAUUAUCAAGUAGUGCUUGUACAUGUUUCUAGAGAUGAAGAGAAUGGUUUGGGCCCUCUUCCUGGUGAUAUUGAAUUGGAAGUUUUCUCUUCUGAAACUGGGGCUUGGAGAAAUCAUCGACCUUUCAGUUUGUCUUUGAAUGUUGAAUUACCUGAUAAUGAGUUUCCUGAGCUGAACACAACCCCACUUUUUUCCAAUGGAGCAAUCCACUGGGAGAUAAGCGGGCAGUUGCUUGUUUAUCAUGUUGAGGAUGAUUACUGUGAAGUAAUUGAACUGCCAAAUGUUUUUGAGGAUUGGUCUUGGCAAUCGACAAUGACUUACAGGCGAUGUCUGUGGGAAUCUGAGGGGAGAGUACACUACACUUAUACCGAUUUUGAUGGGGUUCAUUCUUGGAAUCUUCUCAAGGAAGAUGAUCAUAAUGUUUACUCGCAACAGAACGUCUGUGACCGUGAAAAAUUCAGGUGGGCAUUGGCAUAUACUAUCAACCAUGAAGACUUGGCAGAACAGGAUCCGGAUAUUCUCAGUCUUGGUGAUCAGUGGGAGCCUCGCAACAUAUCUCCUAUUGCUUAUGUUCAAGAUUCCGAGACCAUGUAUUUGCAGCUUCCAGGAAUUGUUGUUGCAUACAAUACCAAGAAUCGAGUUUUGCUGAAAGUAUGCAGGUACACAUUUCCAGGCGGGGAUUUUAAUUGCUGUUCUUUCUUCCCCUCCAUCCACAGAAGUGAGUGCAAUAAGCAAAAUGCAAUUAAAUCACAAGUAGGAGAAGUGGUUGAUUUUCCUAUAGGAGAAGAGGUGAAUUCAUUUUCAUUUUAAGUGGAGCUUUAUUGUACUAGCAUUCUACUUCUCGUAUACUUUGUAUCACAAAUUCAAUUUUAUUUCCAGCUAAUUGCAUCUGGUCUUCGCACUA
Populus euphratica (Euphrates poplar) is the source of this 1414-nucleotide messenger RNA. RefSeq lists its product as uncharacterized. Bases 163 to 1320 code for a protein of 385 amino acids. Lineage: Eukaryota; Viridiplantae; Streptophyta; Magnoliopsida; Malpighiales; Salicaceae. The transcript has 2 exons. The record is from RefSeq and is a predicted model, not a curated record.